GGCGCUGUGGGCGGGUGGCGAGGCCCAGCGUCGGGCGGCAUCUCUUGUCCCCGCGGCUGCCUCGUUGUUCACUCGGCGACAUGAACGCGCCGCCGGCCUUCGAGAGCUUCCUGCUGUUCGAGGGAGAAAAGAAAAUAACAAUAACAAAAGACACAAAAGUGCCAAAUGCAUGCCUAUUCACCAUUAACAAGGAGGACCAUACCCUGGGUAAUACCAUCCGAUCGCAGUUGUUGAAAGACCCCCAGGUGUUAUUCGCAGGUUACAAAGUACCUCAUCCGCUCGAACAUAAGAUUGUUAUCCGUGUGCAGACAACUCCAGACUACAGUCCACAAGAGGCAUUUACAAAUGCCAUCACUGAUCUGAUCAGUGAGUUAUCUCUUCUAGAGGAGCGGUUCCGGGUAAGUUUCAGUAUGGCGAUUGAGACAUGGCCGGCAGACCUGAUUGUGGUGGACGUUAAAAUAUAUUUUAGAUAUGUUUCGGUGUAGAAAUAUUUUGUCCAGUUUGAGCAUCCCAUUAGCUUGAGUCUUUGCUCACUAGCAUUGCUAGUGAGUUUCACAUGGGAGACCAUAAGGCAACAUUAAUAAAUGAAGAGGCUUUAAGUUUAAGGAUAUUUCUUAUUGUCAGGACAAUUCAAUUUAAUACAUCAUUAGUUUGAGUACCUGAACAAUCAAUGCCUUUAUGUUCCUUGCAAUUUACACUGGCUUUGCCCACUGAUUACUUGUAUCCUUUGGCAUCCCCUCUCCAUAAACCCACUUCUGUAUUAUGGUAAAUUGAAACCAAACAACAUUGAGUCUGAUCAUUGUUCUCUAGCACGUCUCAUCAUUGCAAACCUUUACAUUCUAACCCUUUUGAAAUAAAACCCUCGGCGGACUUUCUUGAAUGUUUCUUUUUGUGCCCAAAUAGUCGCAGGAUAAUAAUUUCAACAGUUUUUGCUCCUCCACAAUACAAUCUCCACUCAGAACUAUUUCCAUAUUUGACAAAAACCAUCAGCUUUGUUAAUGUUUCUGAAACAAAAUUUGCUGUGCAUCAAUGUCAUUUGCAUUUUAUAUAAUGCAAAGCUUAUGAUCCCAACCUAGUAACAUUCUUAUUUCCUGCAAAUUAUGUAGGUAGUUCUGCUAUAACACAAUAUUUGCAAUCCUAAUAA
Amblyraja radiata (thorny skate) is the source of this 1144-nucleotide messenger RNA. RefSeq names its product RNA polymerase II subunit J (gene polr2j). Bases 81 to 485 code for a protein of 134 amino acids. The record is from RefSeq and is a predicted model, not a curated record. Lineage: Eukaryota; Metazoa; Chordata; Chondrichthyes; Rajiformes; Rajidae. Gene Ontology annotation, molecular function: DNA binding; protein dimerization activity. The transcript has 3 exons. Gene Ontology annotation, cellular component: RNA polymerase II, core complex. Gene Ontology annotation, biological process: transcription by RNA polymerase II.